CUUGCACCACCAUCUCGCCAGAAGCCGGUCGCUCAUCUGCCGCGAACAUCGCCAUCCCGCCAAACACCUUUUUGUAGGCUUUUGACUCGCUAACAAAAAUGAUCAUUCCAAUCCGAUGCUUUUCGUGCGGCAAGGUGGUGGGUGAUCUCUGGGAGAGAUACCUGCAGCUGAUCGAUGGCGAGGAGAUCACCGACGGUGAUGCUCUGGAUCAGCUCGGCCUCAAGCGCUACUGCUGCCGUCGCAUGGUCAUGACCCACGUCGACCUCAUCGAGAAGCUUCUCAAGUAUACUCCCGAUGGCCGCAACGUCAAGAAGAUCGAGAUGCAGACACGCAACGAGGAGCAGGGGAUGUAAUAUGCCCGAGCGGUCGAAAAAUUCAUUAUCAACUACUGGGCAAGCCGACUACUCUAUCGUCCGGCAAGAGAAAACUGCAUGAUCAUUAGGCGUUUGGGAGUAUCAAGACAACUGUACCGGGCAGGGUAUAGAAGCGGCCCUGAUCUCGCAUCCAGGAGGCCGAAAGCAAGAGCUUGAUUUGGUUGUGCUUUUCUUUGGGUUGGAACCUGUGGCGUCAAGGUGCAUUUGGGACAACUGUUUCUGGUGUAAGUUCUGUCGAGACAUAACAGGCUACCUUUUCAGUUUGCAACUACAGUUGAGAGGUUGUGGUACCACGGAGAGGCAUCGUCUUCAGCCGGAACCUGGUACUUGCUCCGUGUGGCUAGAUGUGUCAUAACCAACCACAUUUAGUUAUCUGCAUUGACGACUCACAAGCCGUCAUGCUCGCCUGCGCGGUAUCCAACUCCUCGGG
Messenger RNA from Neurospora tetrasperma FGSC 2508, 804 nucleotides. RefSeq lists its product as uncharacterized. The transcript is spliced from 4 exons. Bases 99 to 353 code for a protein of 84 amino acids. Gene Ontology annotation, molecular function: DNA binding; zinc ion binding; DNA-directed RNA polymerase activity. The record is from RefSeq and is a predicted model, not a curated record. Gene Ontology annotation, cellular component: RNA polymerase I complex; RNA polymerase III complex; RNA polymerase II, core complex. NCBI's taxonomy places the organism in Eukaryota, Fungi, Ascomycota, Sordariomycetes, Sordariales, Sordariaceae. Gene Ontology annotation, biological process: transcription by RNA polymerase I; transcription by RNA polymerase II; tRNA transcription by RNA polymerase III.